This is a messenger RNA of Otolemur garnettii (small-eared galago), 1522 nucleotides long. RefSeq names its product ORAI calcium release-activated calcium modulator 1 (gene ORAI1). Gene Ontology annotation, cellular component: membrane. Gene Ontology annotation, biological process: store-operated calcium entry. The transcript is spliced from 2 exons. Gene Ontology annotation, molecular function: store-operated calcium channel activity. The record is from RefSeq and is a predicted model, not a curated record. Lineage: Eukaryota; Metazoa; Chordata; Mammalia; Primates; Galagidae. The coding region runs from base 197 to 1114 and encodes 305 amino acids.
CUCGCGUCCCGGCCUCCAGGCACUUUUUCUAUUGGCGCUGCGGGCCUGUGAGCUGGGGCUGCGAGCGCUUCCUGACCUUCUUAGUGUGCAGCAGGCCGGGUGAGGUCGGGCCCGCGUGGGGGGCAGGCGGAGGCAGAGGUGCGGCGGGUUGCCUUCGUUGGCGUCCGGGCCGGCCCGCGCCUUUGCAGCGUGCUCCAUGCAUCCGGAGCCCGCCCCGCCCCCGAGCAGCAGCAGCCCGGAGCUUCCCCUCAGCGGCAGCAGCACCAACAGCGGCAGCCGCCGGAGCCGCCGCCGCAGCGGGGACGGGGAGCCCUCAGGGACCCCCGCGCCGCCGCCCGCAGUAACCUACCCGGAGUGGAUCGGCCAGAGUUAUUCUGAGGUGAUGAGCCUCAACGAGCACUCCAUGCAGGCGCUGUCCUGGCGCAAGCUCUACUUGAGCCGCGCCAAGCUCAAAGCUUCCAGCCGGACCUCGGCUCUGCUCUCCGGCUUCGCCAUGGUGGCAAUGGUGGAAGUGCAGCUGGACACUGACCAUGACUACCCACUAGGGCUUCUCAUUGCCUUCAGCAUCUGCACCACGGUGUUGGUGGCUGUGCACCUAUUCGCACUCAUGAUCAGCACCUGCAUCCUACCCAACAUCGAAGCAGUGAGCAACGUGCACAACCUCAACUCAGUCAAGGAGUCACCCCAUGAGCGCAUGCACCGCCACAUUGAGCUGGCCUGGGCUUUCUCCACUGUCAUUGGCACGCUGCUAUUCCUGGCUGAGGUGGUGCUGCUCUGCUGGGUCAAGUUCUUGCCCCUCAAAAAACAGCCAGGCCAGCCGAGGCCCACCAGCAAGCCUCCAGCUGGUGGUAGUGCAGUUGCCAACGUCAGUGGCAGUGGUAGUGCUGGCGGUAUCACCCCUGGCCAGGCAGCUGCCAUUGCCUCCACUGCCAUCAUGGUCCCCUUUGGCCUGGUCUUUAUUGUCUUUGCCGUCCACUUCUAUCGUUCACUGGUCAGCCACAAGACGGACCGACAGUUCCAGGAGCUCAACGAGCUGGCCGAGUUUGCCCGCUUGCAGGACCAGCUGGACCACAGAGGGGACCACCCCCUGACACCCGGCAGCCACUAUGCCUAAGCCCUCACAGCCUGGGCCCUCCAGAGCUUUGGCCUUAUGACUUCCCUAUGACCUUGUCUUGCCCCAGCCUUACAGACGGCCUGUGCAAGGGGCUGGGCUCUAUCAGUGGGCAAAGAGUGGAGGGCAAAGGCUUUUUAUAAAAGAAAUUUCUGCACUUUGAAACUUUCCUCUAAGAGAAUAAGCACUUCCUGUUCUUCCAGCUCCAGGUAUACCUCCUAUUAGGAGGUGGUGGGGGCCGGAGUGGGGCCAGAAGUUCCUUUUGUCCCCACUUCUCUCCCCUGUGCCAGUGCCACCUGGUGGUUCCUAUCUUUUUCAUCCACCUCGACCUCCCUCCUGGUCAGUGUUGAGAGUGUUCUCUGUGUGUGUGUGUGAGAGAGAGAUUCAUAAAUACACUCUUAAGGGACGCCU